GCGCCGGGGAUCGUAGAGGUGGAGGCCUUUGUGACCUCACCGCUGAAGCGGGCCGUAGGAGUAAGCGCCUCGUCAGCCCUUCCGGCCGGGGAAGGGUCAACGAGUGUGUUCUGUGGUCGAUGACGGAGUCGUGACGGAAGGGGUUUCCCCAAAAAUAGCGUUACGCUAAUAAAGUGCGUUGUGUCUGAGAAGCCUCGUUCGCAACCCAUGAAGGCGCUUCGGGAAUCAACUACCUCGGAGCUCUCGUCUCUAACUAACAUUGAGUGAGUUGCAAUUGUUUGACUGAUGUGUGAAAUGAAGCCAUUAUCUGUGGAUACCAGAAUAUUGUCUCUGGCUGCCCUGGUCACUGAAAGCCCUGAUCAGAAUGUUCCUGUAUUGCUGUUGAAGUUAAAAGAUAUUUUAACUAGUGCUCCACCUGGAAGUAAUGAAUUACAGAAAAUUAAACAAGACUUGUACUACUAUGAUUUGGUUCAAUACUGCCUAUUAGUCCUUAAGCAAGAUUAUACGAAGGUGUUUGGCGGCUGGGCUACUGCUGCCCAAAUAGCAGAGAUACUAAGCCUUUGUUGUGUGGGUCUUGAGGUGAAAGAAGAACCUGAGGAGUUUUACAACAAGCUACUUCCUUCUGCUGCAGACAACCUCCUUUUCUUAGGAAGGCGCCUGCAAGCACGAUUUGUCCGAGCGAUCAAGGAUGAAGAGAGAAAUGGAUUUUUACAUUGUUUCAGGACCAUAACUGAUGCCAUCUGCUGGCUGUGCGGGGGGCAUAUUCAGCUGGCAGGAAAUGUGCUUCAGAAUGGACAUUUUCAGCAACUCUUGAUGACUGAUGAUGUUGAAACAUCAACUAUGGUUAUGUCUGUAUUGCAGAAUAUUUUAAGGACCAACAGGGCUGCAUUACUUGAAGUAUCUGAAAAGACCCUGCACUGCAUUUUAGAUGAGCUUGUUUACAAGCUUUCCUCUACCACCAAUCCUGUCAUAGGAAAUGCAGCUAUAAAACUGUUGCUCUUGAUCACAGAAUCUGAUGCUCAACUUGUAACAACACUGGUUACCCGCUACAAAGGACUACAAACUCUUCUAAGCAAGCAGUGGACUGGCAAAGGAUUUGACAGGAACCUCAAUCAACUUUUGGACUUACUGUGCUCAGAAAACUACAAGACUGGCAAAAUGCAGAGGCGACAUCAAGCAGCUUGCUUAAUCCAGGCAGCUUGGAGAGGUUUUCAAACCCGAAAAAGAUUAAAGCGGCUUCCGAAAGCAGUAACUAUCUUGCAGAGGAAUUUCAGAGCUAAAAGAGAACAGGAGUUGCAAGAUCUAAAAAAACAGAAAGAAGAAGAGGACCUCCGCCAACAACUGCAGCUUCAAAGAAAGAGAGCCAUGAGGCUAUUUCAUGAACGACAGCUUACACUGUUGGAAAUAGUCCAUGCAGGUCAGGUAGAUAAGUAUAUGCAUGAAAUGAAGGAAAACGCAGCCCUAACUAUCCAAAGAUACUGGAGAGCAUUUCGGGCAAGGAGAAAUUUUCAUCAGCAAAAAAAAUACCUUAAGCAAUAUAAGGCAGCUGUCCUUAUUCAGAGGACGGUGCUUAAAUUCUUGGAAAAGCAAAGGAAAAGGAAGACCUAUUCUCUCUGGAAACAGCCUAAGUCUCUCUCUGAUGAACAGAGGUUAUCUUUGCAGCAGAAAGUGAAGGACUACAUCAAACUGCACCCGGCUUCCGAGAUGUCAGCAGAAAUGAGCAGAGAACUUCAUCAUCGAGCCCAGGAAAAGCUGGCCCAGUAUUUGCUGAAAAGAAGCCAGGAUCGCAAAGCAGAGCAGCAUAGAGAGGCUUUGCUAGCCCAGAUCCAUACAGAUGUGGAUCAGCUGAUGUGUGCCCCAAGUCUCUCAGAAUCCACCAUGAAAGAUCUAAAUAUCUUUAUGAGUAGAUCGGUUCCUGUGGUAUCCAAAGCCAAACAGUCACACAACACCAUGAUAAAAUACACACAGUGGCCCUGGUGGAAGAAGCUUGAAGAAGAUUUCUUUGAUGAAGAGGUUGUCUCAGAAGAUCUUCUGAGUGCUGAAUUGGGAACUUUGUUCAUUGGUGGAAGCAAAGCAUAAUCAAAAGAGAAAAAAUUGUAGCCAAUGACUGUGCAAUUGUGCACUCCAUUUUCUGCAGAGAAUAUAUUUGAAGAUGUUCUACCAAGCUGUCUCUACAGCACUGUCCAAAGAUGUGUUUUUCAGAUGAUUCAUAAUUAAUAAAAUGUGUUUGUAUUUGUAUAGAAAAGAUAGUAUAGUUGUUGCCCUUUAAAUGGCAAGUAGAUUUUUACUUUCCGGCUGUUCACUUCUAUAACAAGCAAGCCUCAAUUCUACAAUUCCAAUUAAUAUAUUGUAUGUUUAAGAAAUGGUAUUCUUAAAUAUGUUGUGGGGGUAGAAGUUAGAUGUUGAAAAUGAACAAGUAAGGAGAUGAAGGGGCAGCUAUAGGUGCAUUUAUAUGUUGGGGAAUAGAACGAAGGACAGGAAUAGGCAACCCAGUGCCCUUCAGUUGUUUUGUACUGCUAUAAUCCCUCACCAUUGGCCAUACUGGCUGGAAUUUAUGGGAAUUAUAGUCUAAACCACCAGGUUGGCUACUUUUGAUCUAAGAGCUAUGGUAAUGAAGAGAGAAGAAGCUUCGGUCCCCUGGUGACUUGAAAUAUAGCACCAAAGCCAUUCUAGUGUGAGUCAUUUGAAUAACGCUCCUGUACAUAUUCUACCUUUUAAAAUAUGCUGAAGAUGUCCCUUUUUAAAUGAAUUAGCAAAUGAUAAAUUAGCUACACUGAAGAAAGGAAGCUUAAAUAGUAAAAGCAAUUUGUAGAUUGAAACUUUAGAUCCUGGCAGUGAUUACUUUAUGGACUGGUUCACAAGUCACAAUGGCAAUUCCUAGGUUGUUUAACCUAGGAAUUGCAGGAACGAGUGGAAUGCAUGAGCCAUGUGCUCAGUGUUUAUUAUUACAUUAUUAAUUACAUGUGAACCUGGAAACUCUGGAUUGACCAAACCAGAGUUAAUUCAACAAUUGCCCAUGGUUCAUUGUUGAGUAAAUUCUAGCUUGUUUAUCCCAUAAACAACCCAGAGUUUCCGGGUUUGCACUUCAUGGAAAUUCCUGGGUUGUUGAUUAAAAGCAGAAACAAAGAACACACAAUCCACACAUUCCACUCAUGCCAAUAAUUCUUGGCUUUUAAAAAAAUGAGGAAUUGUCGCUAUGACAUGUGAACUGGGGCUUUGACUUACUAUCUUAGUUCCUGGACUGUAGUAUGACUAUAAGCACAAGCAUUUAUCAAACAGAACAAGAAUACAGGAAUUUUAACUUACGUUUUCUUGUGGUUAUCUAUUUAAACAACCUUAAGAAUGUGUAUUAAAGAAUUAGAGAUCUAGGAACUCAUUUCCUAUAACCCUUCUUGAAUUUUCUGGGCACCAGUGCUUUUCAAGCAGGUGUUCCAGCAUUUUGAAUCCAGGAAGAGGAGAUUCCUUUACUUGACACUGGUAAUGAUGUUAGAAUCGCAGCCUUUAACAGAAAAUUUGAUUUGUGUUUAUUAAACCUGUAUUGCUAAUUUUGUGAAA
This is a messenger RNA of Elgaria multicarinata webbii, 3555 nucleotides long. It is a transcript of the gene IQCB1, whose product is annotated as IQ motif containing B1. Bases 286 to 2079 code for a protein of 597 amino acids. Gene Ontology annotation, cellular component: cilium. The transcript has 14 exons. NCBI's taxonomy places the organism in Eukaryota, Metazoa, Chordata, Lepidosauria, Squamata, Anguidae. Gene Ontology annotation, biological process: cilium assembly. The record is from RefSeq and is a predicted model, not a curated record. Gene Ontology annotation, molecular function: calmodulin binding.